AUGUCUGGUGUGAAGCAUGGUUUAGAGGCUCACGGCGAGCCUGAUUUGAAGAGACAAGCAAAUGACACCAGGGAGAAAGGUGUGGCAUACUUGAAGAAGGAGUACAUACUUGUGGACAGUGGAAGUAGUAGGUCCAUUGCAGAGUACAAUGAUGAGGAAGAGGCAGGUGCGGAAGACCGUCCUGGUCUUGAAGCUCAAGGUGAUGGUAGAAGAAAGGGUAAAGGAAAGGGAAGAAACAAGAAAGAUCGUGGUCAGAAUAAGAACAGAGAUCUAAGGCAAGUGAAAGAGGCCAAGCAGCUGUGUCCUAAGUACAUCCAAGGUGAUCCAACUGCGGAGGGUGCGGCAGGUCCGGUAUGUGCUUUCGGCGACAACUGUAGAUUUGUGCAUAAUAUCCAAGAAUAUUUGGACAGUAAGAAGCCUGAAAUCGUGUCAGAGGCAUUUCCUACUUGCCCUGUUUUUGAGACGUUGGGAUACUGUCCAAUGGGUUUCAAAUGUAAAUUUUUAUCCUCUCAUUACGAUAAGGAUCAUAUGGAAUUGUUCAAGAGAGGAACUGAGGAUGAACGUAAGAAGCUAUGGGAUGCCAAUCACGAAGUCAACAUUAUCUCCGGCGACCAGAAGUUUGACCUGAUCAAGAGAAAAUUCCCAUUCACAAAAACAGCACAUAUCUUAGAUAUCAUCGAUUCUAUACAACAAGAAGCUAGAGAUAGAAUAAAUCAACCUUCUGCCAACAAAGAAGGCGAUAAGAAAGAUGAAGAGAGCAAACCUGCAACUGAUGCUCCACAAAUCGUGGAAAGGGAAAAGGAGUUGAACGAGAGGAGGGAAAAGCAACGUGAACUCUACUUACAAUACAAAGAUACAAGAUACUUUGCCCAAGAAAAGAAGACGUUAGACUUCCGUGGUAAAAAGAUUGUUUCUCCACUAACAACUGUCGGAAAUCUUCCAUACCGUCGUUUGAUGAAAAAACUUGGUGCUGAUAUCACUUACUCUGAGAUGGCUUUGGCUACUCCAUUGAUCCAAGGUACCAACUCAGAAUGGGCCUUACCAAAGGCUCAUGUCUCUGAGUACCCAGGGUUUGGUGUCCAGAUUGCCUGUUCCAAGGCUUGGCAAGCUGCUAAGGCUGCUGAAGCAUUAUCUACCAACUGUUCUAACAUCAGUGAAAUAAAUCUAAAUUCUGGUUGUCCAAUCGACUUGCUGUAUAAGCAAGGUUCUGGUAGUGCACUAUUAGACAAUGCUGCUCGUAUGAUAAGAUGUUUAAAUGCUAUGAACUAUGUUUCCAAUGAUGUUCCAAUUUCUGUGAAAAUCCGUACGGGCACAAAGGAUUCCCAUCCAAUUGCUGAUACUUUGGUUAAGAGAUUAGUAUUUGAAACCGAUGUAGCUGCUAUUACUUUACAUGGUAGAUCUAGACAACAAAGAUAUACAAGAUCGGCAGACUGGGACUAUAUCUCUAAAGUUGCUAAAUCACUUAGAGAGGCUGAAUCCGAGUUCGCAGAGAGCCCACAAGGUAAAGAAUCCCGUGACGGUAAGACCAGAAUACAAUUUGUCGGUAACGGUGAUAUCUACAACUUUGAAGAUUGGACAAACAUUUUACAAAACGAUCAUAAUAUAGAUUCUAUCAUGGUUGCGCGUGGUGCAUUAAUCAAACCAUGGAUCUUUGAAGAAAUCGAUUCUCAACAGUACAUAGACAAGUCAAGCACUGAAAGACUUGAAAUUCUAAAAGACUAUGCUAAAUUUGCCAUGGAUCAUUGGGGUACCGAUGAGUACGGUAUUUCACAAUCUCGUAGAUUCUUCUGUGAAUUCAUGUCUUUCUUCCAUCGUUACAUCCCGAUGGGUAUCUGUGAGAGAUUUCCGGUUAAGUUGAACGAAAGACCACCAUCUUGGAAAGGUAGAGACGAUUUAGAGACUCUAUUAGGAGGAACUAACGUCCAAGACUGGAUCAAAGUCAGUGAGCUCUUCUUCGGAAAAGUUGAUGAUUCAUUUGUCUUCUUGCCAAAGCACAAGAGCAGCUCCUUCCCAGCCGCAUAA
Molecule: messenger RNA, 2022 nt
Organism: Tetrapisispora phaffii CBS 4417
Lineage: Eukaryota; Fungi; Ascomycota; Saccharomycetes; Saccharomycetales; Saccharomycetaceae
Gene: DUS3
Product: tRNA dihydrouridine synthase DUS3
Exons: 1
Coding region: 1-2022 (673 amino acids)
Biological process (GO): tRNA processing
Molecular function (GO): RNA binding; flavin adenine dinucleotide binding; tRNA dihydrouridine synthase activity
Source: RefSeq, a predicted model, not a curated record